Messenger RNA from Rana temporaria (common frog), 625 nucleotides. It is a transcript of the gene SELENOM, whose product is annotated as selenoprotein M. Gene Ontology annotation, cellular component: endoplasmic reticulum lumen. NCBI's taxonomy places the organism in Eukaryota, Metazoa, Chordata, Amphibia, Anura, Ranidae. Gene Ontology annotation, molecular function: oxidoreductase activity. The record is from RefSeq and is a predicted model, not a curated record. The transcript has 5 exons.
UAGUCUAUGUGACGUGGCACACACACACACACACACACAAACAUAACACACAAUCUGCUGAACUUCCUCAUCUUGCCUGCCUUCUCCUCUCUAACAAAGCAGAAACCUGACUCCACAAAUGUGGCUGCCAUUGCUGCUGUUUGGCCUCUUCCAGCCCUUGCUGGCCUAUGAAAUUGACUGGAAAAAGUUAGAAAAGAUGGCACGGGGAAAGGUGGAGACAUGCGGGGGAUGACAGCUCAACAGGCUGAGAGAGGUGAAGCUCUUCGUCCACGAGGACAUCCCUCUUUAUCACAACCUUGAGAUGAAGCAUUUACCUGGUGCAGACCCUGAACUAGUACUUAUAUCCUCCCACUAUGAGGAGUUAGAGAGAAUCCCACUAUCUGAAAUGAAAAGACAUGAAAUCAACCAGCUCUUGCAGGAUUUAGGGUUUUAUAAGAAAGAAAGUCCGGACUCCCCUGUGCCCCCAGAAUUCCAGAUGGCACCCGCAAAAACUAUUAAGGAAGAAACACCGGAGGUUGAAGAGAAGGUGGUCAAGGAGGAGGAUACCAAGGAAGAGUUGUAGGAGCUGGGUACACACACACUGAUUCUUUCUCUGCCACGUCUUGUGCCAUAGAAAGGAUUGCAG